Messenger RNA from Gasterosteus aculeatus aculeatus (three-spined stickleback), 2737 nucleotides. RefSeq names its product LysM, putative peptidoglycan-binding, domain containing 4 (gene lysmd4). The record is from RefSeq and is a predicted model, not a curated record. NCBI's taxonomy places the organism in Eukaryota, Metazoa, Chordata, Actinopteri, Perciformes, Gasterosteidae.
UACAGUCAGAGUUUAAAAAAAAAAGGAUGUGAUACGAAGUAUCUUGUCUAGUAUUUAUUCAUGCGGUGCGAAGCAGUCCUCUUCUGACCUGUGUUCUGCCAUGGUUCCGACAUUUGGGUGAACACACGGGCUUAACUUAACAGGAGCUCACUUAUUAGCUCCCGUUAGCAUGAGCGCUAGUUAGCAUUAGCUCCCGUUAGUAUCAGCUGCCGUUAGCAUUAGCAUUAGCUGAUCACUACAGUUUAUGCUGCUUUCAGGUGCUCCUUGUGGACGGCACCGACAUGAUUUGAAAAGGUUGCUCGCUGAACUGAGUUCUCCGAUACGGAGUAAAUCAAAUCAACAUUCACUGUCGGAUUAUUAAAUAAAGUAUUUCUAUAUGGAUUUAUAAUCGCAUAAAUGUUUUUUUUUGACCAACCACACACAUCGUCGAUACAUACAAAUGUCACAUUCAAAUCGUUAUGCAGCUUGAUAAGCCCGCUGUCACUUGUGCGUUUCAGACAAACUGUCAUGAGUUUGCGUGUUGCUUUGCAGUUCAGGCAACAUUCGACAACCUCACCGAGCCUAAAUAAAACAAGGAAAGAAAGAAGCCUUUGGCCCGCAAGUGAACUGUGGUGCAAACGUGAAGCGGGCUGACCAGAGUCAUAAUGAAUAUGGGUUCAUAUCAGAUCCCCUUCAAAAAGAGAGCGCAUAUUUGAAGGGUUGAGCCGGGUACGGACGCUCCGUUUGGGCCGCCUGCUGUAGCCAAAGCAGCUGUGAUGUCCAUAUGAGGUCGAGUCCAAAGUGUCACGACGGAACAGCGUGAAGCCCACUGCGGGACCAAACAUCAGGCGGGUGCUUGAGGAUGCGGCGAGGCGAGCCCAUUUCACCGGCUUUCCAGGCCCCGGUGGAUGUCCACGCCAGUGCCGAUGGCCAGGUUUACAUGUUCAACAGGAGGCCCAAUGAGUCGUCUGUGUCCUCAGAGGACGAGGAGCUCACCGUCAUGGAGAUGAGGCCGCGGGUUUUCCAGGAUCCGGGGCCGGCCACUGUGAGGAACGUGCUGCUCCUGGAGCGGGAGGUGCUAGAUGGCGACAACCUCAACAAGCUGGCGCUGCAAUAUGGCUGCAAGGUGGCAGAUAUAAAGCGGGUGAACAACCUCAUGCAAGAACAAGAUUUAUUUGCUUUGAAAUCCAUCAAAAUACCGGUUCAGAAACACAGCUUUUUAACAGAGAUGCACAGCGACCGAAGCGACCUUCAAGAAGAAAUGCCACAUUCUUCCACCACACCAGUGAAGCCCCUGGACCGAGCCAGAGUCCAACCACAUCUGCAGGAGGUCACAGAUUUUCUCAUGGAGGUGGACCACGAUAUCGAGAAACUGAUUCAGACCACAAACGAUCAAGAUGACGAUUUCUUGGAUGGCUCAGAGAAACGGCGGCUGUGUGGUGUCAGAGGGCAGCGUCUGACCGGUCAGGGUGCAGACUGGGGCAUCCAGUGGUGGAACGCUGUCGUCGCCAUGCUCCUGAUAGGCAUCGUGCUGCCGCUUUUUUAUGUCAUUUAUUUUAAGACGAAGGAUAACGGGGUCGUCGGUGGCGACGGGUCUGUCCUGUCGUCCACCACCUCUUCAAACUCCUCCGGGACGGGCCUUGAUGCAAGAGGACCGGAGCACUUUCAAGAACCAGGAUAGGUGGAAACGGGAAUCAUUUUUAAGACUGUACCGCUCGAUGGGCAAUCAGGAUAAAGCUAAUUUUCAAUUGUGCAAUACCCCCACAUGUCUGAGAAUUUAUAUAUAUAUAUAUAUUUAUAUAUAAUAUAUAUAUAUAUAUAUAUAAUAUUUUAUACCUUAAAAACUGACGGAUACUUCAAUGAUUGCCAUAAAGGGAAAUUGUUAGAAUUAAGGGUACUUAAUAUUCUAUCGAACUGCUUUGAUAACAGUUUUGUGAUCCUUUGGUUUUGGUGAUCACAGUUACUCCUUCUUUCCCAAAUUUGAGAUGUAAAAUGGUCUUAAGGUCGUCACGUGACAAACGCUGUGUUGUAAUUGCAAAUAGAAAAUGUACUUUAUAUGAAAGAAACAAUCUUUCUGUGCCUUUACAGUAUCAGCACAUCAAGAAGUGUCCUCAUAUCAGUGUUGUAUGUUGACACCAUCUUAAUGUCUAUCCCUAUACAUUAAUAUAUAUUUUAAAGAUUUGCCUAUACAAAGGGGAGAACUUUAACUUUCAGUGUUCAGUUUGUGCCUUGUUUGAGUGAACUGAUUUGUGUGUUGAUUCUUUGGUUGUUGCCGUACACCUUAAUGCCCCCUCUCUCCGGGUCUGAGUACAGUGCCAAAUGUGUACGUUUGUGUUUACAGUGAGAAUUUGUUGCAAUUCUUCAAUCCUCUUAGAUUGUUUGUGCUCAUUCGACAGCUACCGAUCUUUAAUCUUCAAGUGGUUGGAUUUUGUGGCAAUAACUUCUCGCCAUUAGUUAUCCGUAAGUUUUCGCCAUUCAGUGUGAUAUAAAAAAAAGUGCCUUAAACCUUUGUCAGGUGGUAUAGUGUUGCACACGCUGUCUGAUGGGGGAUGGAGUCCACCAUCAGCAGGUGGCGAGCUUGCGUAGCUUGUCUAAUUUUGAAGACUAAAGUAUUUUAAUGGAUGGAUUUUGAUGACCUAUUUUUCAAACGUCUAAGUCAGUUUAGCAAAAAUGACAUGAUGGAUGUCCAAUAAUGUUUUUUGUGUUGCAUGUUCCUAUUUAAAUAUAAACAUUACGGAGGAAAAGUCUUCAGAAAGUA